This is a messenger RNA of Entamoeba invadens IP1, 3150 nucleotides long. Its product is annotated as phosphatidylinositol-4,5-bisphosphate 3-kinase catalytic subunit delta isoform, putative. Gene Ontology annotation, molecular function: 1-phosphatidylinositol-3-kinase activity; 1-phosphatidylinositol-4-phosphate 3-kinase activity. Bases 1 to 3150 code for a protein of 1049 amino acids. The record is from RefSeq and is a predicted model, not a curated record. Gene Ontology annotation, cellular component: plasma membrane; phosphatidylinositol 3-kinase complex; cytoplasm. The transcript is spliced from 4 exons. Gene Ontology annotation, biological process: phosphatidylinositol-mediated signaling; phosphatidylinositol 3-kinase/protein kinase B signal transduction; cell migration. NCBI's taxonomy places the organism in Eukaryota, Evosea, Mastigamoebida, Endamoebidae.
AUGAGUAUGAGAAAAACACGAACGACGUUCUCUGUGCCAAGAAAGACACAAGUAGUUGAUAUCGACGAUAGUCACAAGGUUCGAGUUAUUGUAAAAAAUGGGGAGAAGUGGAUUGGCUUGACAUUUUCACCGGCAGGCACAACACAAAUGAUAAUUGAAUCUAUCAAGGCUCAACAUCUAGUCCCCGAGAAUGAAGCUUUUACGUUUUGUUUGUUUAACCUUCCGUUCUACUUUAAUCCGGAAGAUCCAGUUGCUGGAGGACAAAUCUGGAAAUUUUGUCUUGCGUAUGGGUACCGAAUUGUGACUACCAUUCUCCCAACCAAAUCUACUGAGAAGUUUCUCCAUGUGUCCAAGUUCCUCGAGUUUUUAGAAUCUACUAAGAUUAAUUUCUUUAUAAUAGGAAAAGAAUACACAGCUAUGUUAGCAACAAUGCCUGAUGAAAGUAGGGACUUUCGUGCGUCUCUUGCAAGAGUUAUUCAAGAAGAAGUUGAGUGGUCGGAAAAUCAUAGUGACAAAAGAACGAUUGAAGAGAAUGAAUAUGUCUAUGUUGAGUCUGAACCGCCUAUACCAAAUAAAAUGCAAAAAGUGAAGAUCAAUGGGAGGUAUGGCAAUGACUUGUCAAUGAAGACAAUUGCACAGUCAUUGUCAGACACAGUAUGUACUGUCAUUAAUUCAUUGUACACAAAACUUUUCACAAUGAAACCAACUCUCUUUGAUGAAGGGUCGACUGCCAAUGAUUUUGUCCUUAAAGUGCGAGGCUCAAAUGAAUUUUUGGUGCCCAAGAAGAAUGAUGGGAGUGAAUACACGUUGUGUGAUUUUGAUUACAUUCGGCGAUGUGUAGCACACAAUGAACCGAUUGACAUAGUCUUGUACAAACGUUCCAAGAUGUAUCAGUAUUUGUACGACCCCGAGAAAUUAAAGAUGUCAAAAUAUUUUCAUAUGUUUGUUGGCAACAAUUAUUGGGGGAAAACCGAGAAAAUUUCGUUGUUUUUGAGUCAGCGUGGGGCGAUGAUCAACUUUGGGAUUCAGAUCAUGGGGUGUGGGAAAUUGAAAAUGAAACCCAAUGAUCAGCGUUUUCUCUCUCGUAUCUAUUUUAUCGCGUCAUUACACUAUGGCACUCGUAUUUUAUCAAAACCUGAAUGUAGUGAAGUGAUAGAAGUGAUCGAUGGGUUUGUUCAAAUUAGUACCCCCAUCACUAUAUUAUUUGACAUGUUAUUAUCAACAUUACCUAAAGAAACGCGUCUUAUUAUUUCAGUGUAUUACACUGAAGCACAACUUGGAAGUAAAGGUGGUGAAAAUAGAGAACACGACAUCUGUUUAAGUACUGUGAAUUGCAAAUUAGUCGAUUACAAUGGGUACUUCAUGAAAGGGACAUUCAAUGUUGGGAUGUGGGAAAAUAUCAACCCUAAUCCAUAUGCAAUGUGCUGCGAGAAUAGUACUGGUCGGUGCAAGUUGAUCUAUCGAAUGAUUGAAUUUGAUAAGCCCGUGAAGAUGGACACAUUUAUAGCUACCAAAGAGGAGCUCCGACGCACUCUCCAACAAACAAAUAAAUUACUUCCAGAACAUAAAGACAUGUACAAAGCAGCCGUAGAGGCAGACCCCCUUGUUUCUUUGACUGAGGAAGAAAUUCGACUCCUUUGGAUUUAUAGAGGACUUGUAAUGAAUACAAAGCCUCGCGCUUUAGCAAGACUAGUGUCUGCUGUAGACUUUACAAAGCAAGACGAAGUCAUUGAACUGCAUAGACUCCUUGAAAGAUGGCCUUUAUUAGAACCAACACCUGCACUCGAACUCUUAGACUUUAGAUUUCCUGAUGAAAAGGUACGACUCUUUGCUUUGAAGUGUAUAGACGCAAUGAAAGACCAUGAGCUUGUCGACUUUCUCCCACAACUUGUCCAAGCAUUGAAAUUUGAAAUUCAUCACCAGAGCUUCUUGGCCUUCUUCUUGUUGAGGCGUGCUCUCAGAAACAAAAACAUAAUCGGGCACCAAUUCUUUUGGUUCUUAAAAGCAGAGAUGCAUGAUAAUAGAGUGGCUGAACGCUACGGAGUCUUGUUAGAGUCGUUUUUGAAUGGGAUUGAGGGGUACAAAACUGAACUGUACAACGAAGUGAAUUUCCAAAACGAGUUGGUUGUCAUCGCUAACGAAGUCAAAAACAUCGCCGACCGCGAGGAACAAAAGGAAUAUUUGCGCAAUGGACUUGUGAAGCUCAAAUAUCCCGAAGAGAUGUCGCUUCCUUUAGACUCUCGAUUCCGAGUCAAGAAGCCAGUGAAAAAUUGUGGGAAUGUAUUCUCGUCGAAGAAGAAGCCACUAAUGCUAGUUUUAGAAAACGUUGAUCCGAUUGGUAACAACAUUACGGUCAUUCAAAAAGUGGGAGACGACUUACGACAGGACGUAUUAACUCUUCAAAUGCUUCAACUGAUGAAUAACAUAUGGAAGUCGGCUGGACUUGAUUUGAGAAUGUUACCAUAUCGAUGUAUAGCUACUGGUGAUGAAACUGGCAUGCUUGAGUUGGUGCAAGACUCUGAAACAUAUGGGAAGAUCAUAGCAGAUAAUGAAGGUACCUUUAGAGUCUUUAAAGAGGAUCUACUAACAAAGUGGUUGAAAGAACAAUGCAGUCGCCCCGAGUCAAAAGUGACAUUCGACCAAGCAGUCGAAAACUUUGUGUAUUCAUGUGCUGGCUAUUGUGUUGCCACAUACAUCUUAGGCAUUGGUGAUCGACAUAGUGAUAAUGUGAUGAUUAGAAAAGAUGGCAAAUUUUUUCAUAUCGACUUCGGACACUUUUUGGGCAACUUCAAAUCGAAAUUCGGCGUGAAAAGAGAGCGCACACCAUUCAAAUUUACUGGACACUUUGCACAUGUGAUGGGAGGACGAGGAGCUCCAAACUUCAAAUUAUUCGAAGACCUCUGCUUAAGAGCGUUUGCGUGUAUAAGAAAACAAGGUUCACUUUUCAUAUACUUAUUCAGACUCAUGCUUGCGACUGGAAUACCUGAAUUACAAAGCGAGAAAGAUAUCGAGUACAUGAGAAACAUGUUCAUGUUUGACAAAAAAGAAGAUGAAGCAAGAGAGGAGUUCAGGCAGUUGAUUUACAAGUGUCUAGACGCCAAGUCGCAGACUUUCAAUGACUUGGUACAUGAUUAUAUGCACUAUAAAUAA